AUGGCUUUUGCAGCCAGAUCCUUUUCUCCUGCUCGUCUCUUCCGCCCCAACAUGUCCAUCUCUACAGGGCUCCAUAGUCAGCGCAAUGUCUCUUUUUCUUCGUAUCUAGUGACACCAAAGCAGCUGAAUGAAGCACUCAAGAAGAACCCCCCCAACAAAAAUCUCAACUUCCCCGCGCCAUGGUUCAUGCCGAACGACCCAGAGGGUCGCAAGGGAAUUGACUCGUUCCGCAACUCGCGCAUCCCCCAGGCCCGGUUCUUUGACCUUGACGCUGUCAAGGAUCAGGAUUCACCUUAUCCACACAUGCUUCCCACUUGCGAGACCUUUGCCGAGGCUAUGAGCGAGUUGGGGAUCCGUCGCGACGACUCGGUGGUGGUCUACGAUACUGCCGACCUGGGCAUAUUCAGCGCGCCCCGUGUAGGCUGGACGCUGCGCGUCUUCGGUCAUUCCAAUGUGCACAUCCUCAACAACUAUCGUCUCUGGAUCAAAGAAGGUUUUCCGACCGAGAGCGGUGAGGCAGCGGUGAUGGAGAAGUCCAAGUACCCUGUUCCGACAUACGACUCGCGACUAGUGAUCUCUUUCCGGGAGAUGAAGGAGUUGGCAUUGGACUAUGGCAAAGAAGGUGCGGAGGAAAUAGAGAUCCUCGAUGCACGUUCUUAUGGUCGCUGGGCUGGAACCGACCCGGAGCCGCGCCCUGGCCUGUCAUCGGGCCAUAUUCCUGGCUCCAAGAGCAUGCCCUUCCAAGAACUGUUGGACCCUGAAACCAAAACCUAUCUCCCUGCUGAAGACCUGCGAAAGGUCUUCGAGGACCACAAGGUGGAUCCAAACCAAACAAUUAUCAGCUCGUGCGGCACUGGCGUGACUGCCUCCAUCAUUGAGACAGCCCUGAAUGAGGCGGAAUAUGGCGACCCAAACCUGCGCCGCGUAUAUGACGGCAGCUGGACUACUAAUAUGGACAUGGAAACCAGUGAGUGGGCGCAACGAGUCAAGGAAUCGGAUGGUCUCAUCAAGAAGGUGAAGUCAUAA
Molecule: messenger RNA, 1026 nt
Organism: Penicillium mononematosum
Lineage: Eukaryota; Fungi; Ascomycota; Eurotiomycetes; Eurotiales; Aspergillaceae
Product: sulfurtransferase
Exons: 3
Coding region: 1-1026 (341 amino acids)
Biological process (GO): transsulfuration
Cellular component (GO): mitochondrion
Molecular function (GO): thiosulfate-cyanide sulfurtransferase activity
Source: RefSeq, a predicted model, not a curated record